AUGGCACCCAAUGACGAGUCCUCCCCUCUGCUGCCCCGUGAGCCGGCCGUCGAGCGGUACUCGCCCCUCUACGACGAGACCAAGACCAUGGCCGAGGACGAGGGCGCCCUCUUUGACACGACGGACAUUCUGCGCGACGUCAUCAUUGGCUUCGCCGACGGGCUGACGGUGCCCUUUGCGCUGACGGCCGGCCUGUCCAGCCUGGGCAGCAGCAAGAUUGUCAUCAUGGGCGGCCUGGCCGAGCUCUUCUCGGGCAUGAUCUCCAUGGGCCUCGGCGCGUACCUGGCCGCCGUCACGGAGCGCGACCACUACGCCUCGCAGGAGGUGCGCGAGCGCUGCCACGUCGACACCAUGCCCGAGGCCCAGCGCGCCGAGGUCUACGCCAUCCUGGAAAAGUACGCCGUCUCCCGCGCCGCCGCCCAGCCGCUCGUCGACGAGCUCUGCCGCAACCGCUCCCACUGGGCCCGCUUCAUGGUCGACUUCUCCCUCCGCCUCGAGCGCCCCAAUAUUCACCGCGCCUGGAUCUCGGGCGUCACCAUGGGCCUGAGCUACCUCGUCGGCGGCCUCAUCCCCAUGAUUCCCUACUUUGUCAUGCCCCGCGUCGGCGAGGCCUUUGUCGUCUCCAUUGUCGUCACCGCCAUCAUCCUCGUCAUCUUUGGCUACGUCAAAAACUACGUCGCCAUUCGCAACCACCGCGCCGGUCUGUGGGGCGCCAUUCAGACGCUCUUCAUUGGCUUCAUGGCUGCAGGCACGAGUUACAUGAUCAUCAAGGCCCUGGACUCCUGA
This is a messenger RNA of Cordyceps militaris CM01, 786 nucleotides long. Its product is annotated as protein CCC1, putative. Gene Ontology annotation, cellular component: fungal-type vacuole membrane. Gene Ontology annotation, biological process: intracellular manganese ion homeostasis. Gene Ontology annotation, molecular function: iron ion transmembrane transporter activity; manganese ion transmembrane transporter activity. The coding region runs from base 1 to 786 and encodes 261 amino acids. The transcript has a single exon. Lineage: Eukaryota; Fungi; Ascomycota; Sordariomycetes; Hypocreales; Cordycipitaceae. The record is from RefSeq and is a predicted model, not a curated record.